Messenger RNA from Cornus florida, 4897 nucleotides. RefSeq lists its product as uncharacterized. The transcript has 3 exons. NCBI's taxonomy places the organism in Eukaryota, Viridiplantae, Streptophyta, Magnoliopsida, Cornales, Cornaceae. The record is from RefSeq and is a predicted model, not a curated record. Gene Ontology annotation, molecular function: protein binding. Bases 135 to 2408 code for a protein of 757 amino acids.
GCCGAGCCGAAUGGUACAGAGAGAGAAAGUAGCGAGGAGGAGGAGGGAGCCCUAGUUUUAAGAACCUGGCAGAAAAUGGAGGAAUCGCAGCAGAUAAACAUAACAAGGAUAACAUAGACGUUGUUUACCUUUUCAUGGCCAAACCGGACGACACAGCAGAGAAAGAACCGGAGGCACCGUGGGGGACAUGGGAGGAGCUCCUGCUAGCCUCCGCCGUCAACCGUUACGGCACCAACAGCUGGGACUCCGUUGUCGUUGAGAUACAGAAGCGAAGCUCUACCUCCAUCCUCUUAACACCCCACAAUUGUGAACAAAAGUAUCACGACCUCAAACGUCGAUACAUGGCCAACGGGACAAGAAACGACACCGUUUCCAGAUCGGACGAUGUCGGCGACGCCGGGACCGACAAUACUAUACCUUGGCUCGAUGAGUUGAGAAAACUCCGAGUCGCCGAACUCAAACGUGAACUCGAACGUUACGAUCUCUCCAUCGUGUCUCUCCAAUUGAAGGUGAAGAGAUUGAAAGAGGAACGAGAACAGAGUUCGAGAGAGAGUGAGAAAGAAAGAGAGAAAUCAGAUCUGGAGAAGAGUGUAGAGAGAGAUAUAAAGGAAGAGAAGAUAGACGAAGACGGUGAGCCGAAGAAGUUAUCGCCGGGAUCGGUUGCUGAUAAACCGGUUUCCGGUGAAGAAUCUGACAGGGAGAACCAGUCGGUCAACGAGUCGAAUUCGACAGAUCCGAAAAUUGAGAAUGUCGAAACCGGUCCAGCAGGGGCUGAGAAAGAACCGGAACCAGUUGAAACCGGUGACGAUAAACCAGAUCCGGUCGGUGAUUCAGCCAAGCCGGCCGGAGAGGAUUCGUGUAACGGAAGCUCGGAUAGUAUAGCGAAAGAACCGGCUCGUGAACCGGUGAAGAUUGAACAGGAGGGUGGUGGGAGUGAGUCGCCCGAGUUAUUGGAAUCGGUGGCCGAGUCGAAAGGUGGAAAUGAGGAGGGGGCCAAGGAGAACAGCGAUGUGCAGAGCUCAGCGAGUUUAUCGAGAAAGAAGGGACGGGAUAAGCUGCGCCCAGGUGCAUGUAGCAGCGGUGAGGUGCCGGAGAGCGAUGAUCGCUCUCCCGCCACCAAAGAGGUCUCCGUCAAGUCACAGCCGUUGAUUGAUUUCCUCGAGUCCAUCCGAUCUCACAAGCUCGGCUCGCUCUUUGAGCGCCGGCUUGAGAGUCAGGAAACCCCAACAUAUACAAACUUGAUACGGCAACAUAUAGAUCUCCAAACAAUACGAACGAGGAUUGAAGAAGGUUGGUAUUUGGGCUGCAACCGCAAGUUUUUUCGUGAUCUGCUGCUUCUCGUCAAUAAUGCCAUUGUCUUCUUUGGAAAGAACUCCUCAGAAUCUGCCGCUGCCAUUGACCUUUGGCAGCUCGUUUCAAAAGAGAUGGCUCAAAGAAAGGAUAAGUCAGAUCUGUUGGUAGAAGAACGACCUUCACUGCCACCGGUCCCCUUGCCUUUUAAAUCAGAUCCCGAACCGUCUGCUCCUUUGCUCCUAAAACCAAAAAUGUCAGUGCCAAUGAUUGUUUGCCGUAAACGCAGCUCAAUUGCGGCAAAAGCAUCAGGGUCGGCUUCAGGAGCAGCAGAUAAAAAGAGAGAAGCAUCAGGAUCGGCUUCAGGAGCAGCAGAUAAAAAGAGAGAAGCAUCAGGGUCGGCUUCAGGAGCAGAUAAAAAGAGAGAAGCAUCAGUGUCGGCUUCAGGAGCAGAUAAAAAGAGAGAGCAAACACCAGCAUUGGCUGAGGAGAAAUCAGUUCCGGAUUGGAAGUUACCUGACAAAAUCUCUGGUAAAGCAGAGGAACAAAUCACAAAGAAAAGAACAAGAGAUAGAUUUGUUUCAGGUUCAAGAAGCUCAAGGAAAAAUAGCAAGAGUCGUACUAAUACUAACUCCAACAAGAAUUCAGAAGCCAGUCUUAGCCAAAACCAAGGCAAGGGUGGGUCUCCCAGUGAGCAUUCAGAACCUGGAAGUGAGAAGAAGAAUACCACAACAACAACUACAACUGGUGUAAAUAAACGAAGUGCAGCUACCUUCUUGAACCGAAUGAGGCGAAGUUCAUCCUCGCACAACGGGUCAUUGCUAGAUACAUUGAAGAACUCUGCAAUCAGUUCUGACAAUAACAAGGGAGGAACUGAGCAGAAGAGAAGUGGCAAUGGUAGGGGCGAUGUAAGGAAAGAGCAGGUAAGCAGGAGGAGUUCGGCAGGGAGGCAAGUGAAGGAGCAGGGAAGCCCGUCAAAGAGAAGUGUUGGACGGCCACCAAAGGGAGCAACAGCACCACCUCCAACCCAACCGGCAGUUUCAGGCAAACGGAGUAGGGAAGUAAGUGAAACAGAGGCAGUGGCUUCAAAACAACCAAAGAAAAGAUCAAGGAAGUAAUUGCAGCCUCUGUAUAUUAUGUGUAUGGGUUAAUGUUUAAGUUGUAAUCAUGAAUUUGUUUUAUAACAGCAGAUUUGUUUUGUUUUGACUCCUUUUGGCAUGUCUUUUUGGCCACAUCAUUACUGGGACUCCUAUUUUGUAGAACAGUUGGAAACACAAUUAUGAAGAAAAUUCUGUUUCAGUUGAGAAGGGUUUGGUUCAUCUUUAGUUGGUUUCUCCUUUUAAUACUUGGGGACAGUUUUAGUUUCUGGUAAAGGCCCAACUUUGCAUGGAAGUUGCUAAUAGAUGUAAAAUAUCAAAAAUUAUUGUUUGUUUUUGCUUUUGGAUUAAAAUAAGAGCUUUUUAUUUAUUAGAUUCAUCAUCCAUCAGAUAAAAUAGCUUAUUCCUACCUUCUUUUGUUUUGCUCUGUGAUCUUCAAGCCAGCCUGAUGGGGGAAGCCAAGGGCAAUUUUGGGGGUCAUUGUGCUUGUCCACACCUUCCCAACCAAGUACUCAUUGGAAUGUUGGUUGCGCAAUUCUCAUGAAGGGCCUCAUUGAGUAUCGAUUGCCCAACGAAUGAUUGACAUGGCAGCUGCAUCUUCCAUACGACACGGGAGGUGUUGAUGGAUCCACAGGUAGGCCUUGCUUUCUUUAUACAUACGUGUACAUGUACAGAGUCUGCAAUGGAUCUUUGUUUACUUAUCUGCUAAUAGGAACUUAAAAUGCUGUCAUCUUUUGACCGUAAUUUUGGAACUAUUGUCAUUUUAUUGCUUUUUGUGUGAUUAAAAUUGAUUGGUAAUCCUUGAUUUUUUGUUAUGGUGCUCGUUAUGAUUUAAGUAUGAUGAGAUAGAAGUAACAUUUUUUUUUUUUUUUGGUUUUUUAUUUUUAUUUUCAAGAGUUAGAUUUAAUAAGUUCCGUUGUACAUCUUGCGCUCACAUUAUCUACAUACCUUACUUGAUUGACUAUUUCUUUGAAUUAUGGACAGAAGUAUCUAUCGGUUGUUAACAGUACUUAUUUCAUGCGAGAGAUUUAUAAGUUGAAUGUUUUUAGUUCGGUGGAAUGAUUGUAUGGUUUUAUUUGGUUGUCAUUCAUAUAUUUUUAAAAUAAUUUGGAUUUUUAGAAAUUAGAUGGGUUGAUUCAGUUUUGUUGAUAUUUUGAUUUAUGGUUAAAAGAAGAUAUAAAAUUCUUAGUCGUAACUCUUAAUUUAAUGGAAAGUUAUCGUUUCAAGAGAAUAAGAUAUUGUAUUGAAGGUAAUUUUUGGGGUUCUCUCACAUAUUUAGGUUGAUGGAUUUAUAUAUUGAUGUUUUGUUUUGAAUGGAAGCAGUGUUACGUGUUGUUGUGGAUGAGAGUAUGAAGCGUAGUUCUGGAGAGAUUGAGGUUGAGGAGGUCCUGUCUAGUGUUUCCAAGGCUCUUCAAAAUGGCACUAAGUUGUCCGGAUGUCACCUUAUGGUUUUAGGGUCUGGAGUCCUUAGUUAAAGUUGAGGCUGAAUAUAGCGGCAGGUUUUGAAUUCCAAGUUUCAAAGUUAUGAUGGUUGUGAUUAUUACUUGGUUGAGGUUGAUAUUUACCUAAACACUCACUCCGUAUAUAUUUUGCAUCGCAUCAGAUAGAUAGAAGAAGCCGUUCUCUUCUUUCACAUUUCAACUGCUUCCAUAAACAUUAUUGUCAUUGAUGUUAUGUGAGUUUUCGACUAUACGUCUUAGAAAUCCAAAAAAGCAAGAAAAACACUAUCAUCUUUAGAAGAAACUGCAAAAUGGCGAUUUUUGAAUAUUUUCCCUUUCGGUCAAAAGAAUCAAAAAUUGAAAUGACAUUGUUGUUGUAGAUUUUUAACUGAUCUUGUUUUUCUUAUGUGCUUUAUAGUUUAUGGAACUUUAUAUGAACAGCCUCUUCGCGACCUUUCCAUUUCUUUGGUGAAAAUCUUAGGAUCUAAAUGGAAUCAUUCUAACCAGAAUUAUGUUGAACGGAAUCUGAAGCAGGAAUUUGUCAUUAUUAUUGUUACUUGAACGGGUGCACCAAUUUCUUUGUUCUUCCGAAAAAGUCAUAGGUUAUCUGAAUUUGUGCUACCUUUUUGUUUUUGUUACCUUGUUCUCAUAUAAUAACUGUUUUUCAGUCCCUAAAAUUAGAACUCUGUGUUAUGGGGGCUAGAGAAGGUUUCACUGCUCAUUGGAUCUUCAAAGCUGAGAGUACCUAGUUCAUUAAGAUGUUUUCAUCAACCCAGUUGCUAAUUUUGUUUAUACAUGAUUUGAUUUGCAGGAAUUCGAUAAUAGUGUUCUGGAUCUGUGGUAAAAUUAUCCAAAGCUAGAUUUCAUCAUCAUAGAAGCUAAUAAAACAAAAUUGCACCAGAUAUGGAGAUCUUCCAAUAAAAGCUACCAUGUUGACUCUGCAAAUAACUUUGUUACCCAAUAGGUCACAGUUUGGACUACUGCACUCCCAAGUGCGUGGACAUAAAUUAAGACAUGUUACAGGUUGGAGAACUUGGUUAAGCUACAAAAAAAAAAAAAAAAUAAAUAAAA